This is a messenger RNA of Echinostoma caproni, 873 nucleotides long. Lineage: Eukaryota; Metazoa; Platyhelminthes; Trematoda; Plagiorchiida; Echinostomatidae. The record is from the annotation of a GenBank genome assembly.
AUGCGGGAAAUUGUGCAUAUGCAAGCGGGACAAUGUGGGAACCAGAUUGGUUCGAAGUUUUGGGAAGUCAUCUCUGACGAACAUGGUAUCGAUCCGAAUGGAAUCUAUCACGGAGAUUCAGACCUUCAAUUGGAACGAAUAAACGUGUACUACAAUGAAGCUGCGGCUGGAAAGUACGUGCCACGUGCCAUUUUGAUCGAUUUGGAACCGGGUACAAUGGAUACUGUGCGUGCUGGACCAUUUGGACAGCUAUUUCGCCCGGACAAUUUUAUCUUUGGUCAAUCGGGAGCGGGAAAUAAUUGGGCCAAAGGUCACUAUACUGAGGGUGCAGAGCUUGUGGAUUCGGUGUUGGACGUUGUUCGUAAGGAAUCAGAGUCAUGUGACUGUUUGCAAGGAUUCCAAUUGACCCAUUCUCUGGGUGGUGGGACUGGAUCAGGUAUGGGCACGCUGCUGAUUUCGAAGAUUCGCGAAGAGUACCCGGAUCGCAUUAUGGCCACGUUCUCGGUUGUGCCCUCACCUAAGGUUUCCGACACUGUUGUGGAACCCUACAAUGCCACUCUGUCAGUACACCAGCUGGUGGAGAAUACGGAGGAGACGUUCUGUAUUGAUAACGAGGCACUGUAUGACAUAUUGACUUUCUUGGGUAACAAUACUGCCAUCCAGGAGCUGUUCCGACGCAUUUCGGAGCAGUUCACCGCUAUGUUCCGGCGUAAGGCAUUUUUGCAUUGGUACACUGGUGAGGGUAUGGACGAGAUGGAGUUCACGGAAGCUGAGUCAAACAUGAAUGAUUUGGUAAGUGAGUAUCAACAAUACCAAGAUGCCACGUUGGAUGAUGAGAAUGAUUUCGGCGAAGAGGCUGACGAGGAAGAUUGA